UUUCGUGCGCAGGUGUACGGGAGGACACAACCCGACAAGUGUCGAAGGAGAUAACAAGAAGCGCCAACAAGAAAGAGGAAGGAGCACAAUUAGCAGCCGUGACGGUGUCGAUGCCCUUAAGCCGGUCCCCUACGCUCGCCCACAGCAGUCCCGUGCAGUAGCCAGACGUCAAGUUGGGAAAAAAAAAACGUCGUCUCGCACAAGUGCAGCUGCAAAAAUGAUACUCCGUCAGAUCUUCCUCGCGACCCUGUCCAUCUUUUUGGUGCUCGGGUAUGACAUGGAGUUCGCGGCUGCCGAGGACUGCAGUGCCUGCGUGCAACUCACGUCGCACACGUUUGACAAGAUUCUCCCGAAAUUCAAAGCCGUGCUGGUGAAGUUCGACGUCGUGUACCCCUACGGCGACAAGCACAAAGAGUACACGGACGUGGCCGUGAGCACGAAGGACUCGCCGGACCUCCUGAUAGCGGAGGUGGGCGUCAAGGACUUUGGUAACAAGGACAACCAGGACCUGGCCAAGCGGUUCGGCAUCAAGCCGGACGACUACCCUACGCUCCUGCUGUUCGUCAACGGGAGGAAGGAGCCGUACAGGUUCGUCGCCGAGAAGGACGACGAGUUCACCGCGAACAAUAUCAAGAGGUUCAUCAAGAAGAAGACCAGUUUGUACUUGGGUCUGCCAGGGUGUAUAGAGAAGCUGGACCAGCUGGCCGACGAGUUCAAGGCCAACGAGAAGGACAGGAAGGAAAUCUUUAACAAAGCGAAACUCUUUGAAGAAACUUUACCAGAAGAGCACCGAGAAGCGGCAAAGGUUUACAUAAAAUUGAUGGCUAAGAUAUUAGAAAAAGGAGACGUAUUUGUACAAACCGAACAGACGAGACUCGAGAAUUUGCUGAAAGGAAAGCUGUCGGUCGAAAAGAAGAAAACAAUGGAAGAAAGAAGAAAUAUUUUGCAGUCGUUCAUGUUCCGUGAUGAGUUGUAAUUUAUAGAAAAGGGAAUGAACUGCACUAUUUUCACUCGAGUUGGCGUUUGAAUUAGUUGGUAGAUUUUGUGGAUUGAGUCAUAAGUGUUGUCGUAUUUACAGGGAAAAACAGAAAAUAACAAAUGUACAGAGUGCAAUAACACAAGUUUUUCAAAUAUAAAUGUAUUGUUUGAAUUUUACAUAUAAUUAAAAGCGCUCAAAUUUUUUAAAAACUCAAUGUGAGUUAAACAGACGUUUAGCAUUAAGUUUCGGUAUGUGAAAGAAAUAUGAACACAUUAUUUCA
Messenger RNA from Copidosoma floridanum, 1259 nucleotides. RefSeq names its product endoplasmic reticulum protein 29-like protein wbl (gene wbl). Gene Ontology annotation, biological process: protein secretion. Lineage: Eukaryota; Metazoa; Arthropoda; Insecta; Hymenoptera; Encyrtidae. The record is from RefSeq and is a predicted model, not a curated record. Gene Ontology annotation, cellular component: endoplasmic reticulum lumen; endoplasmic reticulum.